Arachis ipaensis is the source of this 2133-nucleotide messenger RNA. The record is from RefSeq and is a predicted model, not a curated record. Lineage: Eukaryota; Viridiplantae; Streptophyta; Magnoliopsida; Fabales; Fabaceae.
UAACAUUCAUUUCUAAGUCCUGACACUCAAAACUCAAAACCCUGAUCUCAAAACUUACAUACACGGACCUUUUGAUCGCAUUAUCUUCUUUUGGUUGUUGCUUGGCACGGAAUCACCGAUCUUGCUAGCUUAUUUGACAAGCUCUCAGUGUCACAAUUGUAGCUGAGAAAGAAAAAAAAUGGACCGAUUUUCUGGUCUACCAAAAACUAUACUUCAUGACAUACUUGCAAAGCUUCCUAAUGAAGAUGCUGCUAAGACCAGUGUUUUGUCAAAGGCAUGGAGAGAAACAUGGUCUACGUUUCCUAGGUUGUGUAUUUGCAGCAGCUAUUUUAUCAAUGUGCAUGAUUUAUCAACAGCAAAUUCUGUUUGGCAUAGCACCAAAGACAUACUAGCUGAUUAUGUCAUGAAAAGACUGUUGAGGUUCCAUGAACAAGGCUUAAUAAUCAAAGAAUUUAGGCUCUGUAUGGACUAUAUUGGAGACUUUAAUUACAUGUCUCGCCAUCUUGAUAUUUGGAUGAAGAUGAUUUGUGAGUGUGGUAUCAAACGACUAGAACUUCAUUUCCCUGCAGAUGGAGACUUCUUUCCAACAAGCGAGUACUGUCCUGACAAAUGGUAUAACCUUCCACUUUGUGUCACUGAAGCGAAAUCACUUACUGAGUUGAAUUUGAAGGGACCGAUCAGAAUUUGCAGAGCAUUAUUCCUGAACCAUUCUUCUACUAUCAAGUUGCACUCUUUGAGAAUGUUAUGCUUAUGCUCUGUUCUUUUUGAAGAUAAAGGAGUUAUCAAGCAUUUGCUUUCCUAUUGUCCUCUGAUUGAACAUUUCGCUAUGGAAGAUUGUUGUGUAUAUAACCCUCUAAGUAGAGAAAAUCCUUUACUAUCCAGUCCGGUGAAAUCAUUAAGCUUGCGGGGUCUACAAAAGCUCAAGCGAGUUUUAGUUAGUGGAAUACAGGAGGUGUAUAUUGAUGCUCCAAAUCUUAAGAGUUUCUAUUAUGUUCAUUGUGAUUUUGAUGAUAUGGAUGUGUCUUUGAAGCUGAAUUUAGAUAGUUGCAUAAAUUUGAGAUGGUUGCGCCUAUGCUCAAUGAAGAACACUGCCAUUGCGCAUAAAUGGUUUCUCGAACUGUUUGAUAAGUUUCCUUACCUUGAGACUCUGCAAAUACAUCGGUGCUCUAUGUCCGAGAGGAUUAAUAUUUCAAGUUCUCAACUCAAGUUCUUAGAUUUUUUGCGGUGCUCAAACUUGAAGGAGCUCAACAUUGAUGCCCCAAAUUUAUUAUCAUGUGACUUUAGGGGAAAUGACAAACCUGUUAUAACUUUUCUGAGCAGUUCUAAUAAACUAAAAGUGAAUGUUUUUACUGACAUGGAUUUUCAACACUAUAGCUUGAGGGAAUUUAUCCAAAACAUAAACCACACCAGGUUUUGACAUCACUCUCCCUCUUUGUGGAUUUCCCACUUGAUAUUGAACUGGGUGUGUUGCAAUCAGUUUCAUCCACUCCUCCGCAUAUUAGACAUUUGGAAUUUCGUCGUGCUCCAAACGGGGAAGCUCUUUACUUUCCCUAUCUGAAUUGGUUGCUUUCAAGUUGCUGCCCAGAAACCAUUUCAUUCCUUUGGCAAUCCUCUUCUUAUUAUAUCGAUAUUAGACCAUUCAUUGUGUUUAUCUACGAGAUGUUGAUGGGCAGAAUAGGCUGUUGCAGAUCGGAUCAUGGUAAUAAAUGUUGGUGGCAUGCCUUGAAGAAUGUUAAGGUCACAUGUUCAUUCAUAACUGGGGACAUAGUGAACAUUAAGACCAUGUUAGAUGCAUGGCCAGAUUCUGAUGCCGAGGAAAAUGUUAGGUUCAUCUUAGAACUGUAAUAAUCUUGAUGUUAGUUAUCCAUCGAUAGACAUUCUAAAAGAUUGGUGAAUUCUAUGAUGCUUGUUCAUCUGAGUUCCAAAAGUGCCAAAAAUUUAACCAUGUAAUGGGGGCUUAGAUGUGUGGGAUAUUGAGAGAGAGCCUAGGAGAGUUAGAGCUUUAGAGGUUCAAAAGUUUAAAAAUUCUAUUGAAGUUCAAUCGGAGUUAGACUGGAUAUAAUAAAAUAAUAUAUUUAUGUAUAAAAUAUAUUUAUGCAUUGUGGGACAAGACUUAAUUGUUGUAUCAUUCUG